UUUCGCACGAAUCGCAUCGAGCGUCGACGAAUGAAAUUUUUUCAUUGCAACUGUCGGUCAGAAAAGUUUCAAUUUUUACGUGAACUUUACAAUUUUCUUUUUUUUUUUUUUUUUUUUUAUUCUCUUUUUUCUUUUGAUUGAAACUCGUCGAAGUAGUUUUUCCCUGCUGAAAAUAAAUUAAAGGAUUCUAACGACAGAAUUUAAGGCUGUUCUACAAGAGGAGUAAUUUUUAAAAGCGAACCUAAAAUGAAGCUAAAUUCAUCAAGGCAACUUCAAAUAUUAUCGUCAACAAUGAUUCCAUGAAGGUGAUAAUUACAAAGAAACACAUGUUGCAUUCGAAGAAGCACCAUACAGCAAAGUAACUUGACCCUUCUUGGGAAAUUCAGUACAUCAAACCCCGUCUCAAAAGAGACGAUUAAUUUCAACAAUGUAUCAACGAUCGAUUCUCCUCAAUCUUCCCAAGGCCCAGUCAAUUGACAUCGAAUUCGAAAAUGUCAUCUACACAGUUCAAGUCAGUUUUCGAGGUCCAACUAAACAGAUUCUUCAGGGUGUGAGCGGCUGUUUCAAAUCGGGGGAAUUAACCGCAAUUAUGGGACCCUCGGGUGCUGGCAAAUCUUCGCUUCUUAAUAUCCUCACGGGUCUGCAGAGAAAAAGAGUGGAUGGAAAGGUUUCCUACGUCACUGGCAAAGUGCAACAGUCAUGGAGCGAUUACAAAAAACAGGCGUGCUACAUUCAACAGGACGAUCAACUUUAUCCUCUAUUUACUGUCAAUGAAAUUAUGACAAUGUCUGCUGAUCUCAAACUUGGACAGAGUCUUAAUUCGAAGGGUAAACAGAUGGUUAUUGAUGACAUUCUGGAUUCACUGGAUCUUUCCAAGUGUAAGGAGACAAGGUGUGAUCGAAUCAGUGGAGGACAGCGAAAGAGACUUAGCAUUGCUCUUGAACUCGUCGAUAAUCCACCGGUGGUUUUUUUGGAUGAGCCAACAACAGGUCUUGAUUCCCUGGCAUCAAUGCAAUGCGUCUCGGUGCUGAAGAAUCUAGCCAGAGGAGGAAGAACCGUCGUCUGUACCAUUCACCAACCUAGUGCUGCAAUCUACGACAUGUUCGACCACGUGUACAUGUUAGCGGACGGACUCUGCAUGUUCCAGGGAGCAGCAGUAAACACAGUGUCCUACCUCAGCAGACUUGGACUCAACUGUCCUAAAUACCACAACCCCGCCGAUUAUGUAAUCGAAGUCAUUUCCUACGAAUACGGAGACUUUAAAAAUCAGCUAACAGUCGCGGCUAGCGAUUCCUCCUGGAGAUUUGUAGCUCCGCCGAAAUUAGACAAAUUCACCGCCGAAGAAGAGAGAAGAAUCAACAACGACGGGAAGACCACAGUCCUCAUAACGUCACCGUCAGAAAUCAUCAGAUUGAGAGUUCUUGUCAAAAGAUGCUGCAUACAGCUCUACCGCGACUGGACAACAACUCACCUUAAACUUUUGCUCCAUUUCCUUGUGGGUAUUCUCCUUGGACUGAAAUUCACCGAUUGUGGCUCUGACGGCUCCAAGACAUUCAGCAACGUUGGAUUCCUCAUUAUCACCACGGUUUAUCUCUGCUACACCAGUAUGAUGCCGGCUGUACUUAAAUUCCCCUCGGAGCUUCUUGUCCUGCGGAAGGAGCACUUCAACAAUUGGUACAAACUGCGGACCUACUAUUUGGCAUUCAUCAUGACAAAUAUGCCAGUACAGGCGUUUUUCGCCACGGUCUACAGUGCGGUCUCGUACUAUCUCUCGAGUCAACCUCUCGAGUGGUUUCGUUUUCUGAUGUUCACCAGCAGCGCAAUUCUCACGACAAUCAUAGCCGAAGCAAUGGGUCUACUAUUGGGUACAACCCUAAAUCCCGUGAAUGGCACAUUCCUAGGAGCAAUUACCGUGUGUACGAUGUUAAUUUUCGCCGGAUUUUUGGUACUUUAUACACAUAUGAGUCAUUUUUGGUAUAUGGUGAGUUUUCUGAGUUAUUUGAGGUACUCAAUGGAGGCGAUGGUUUCGGCUCUCUACGGCUAUGGUAGAGAGAAAAUGACCUGCCCUGACAUCUAUUGCCAUUAUCGAGCACCACAGACGCUGAUCGAUGAACUCGGAAUGAAUGGCGAGGGUUUUUGGUUCGACGUCACUGUUCUUGGAGUUAAUACAUUUCUUCUUCAGCUAAUCGCCUAUUAUACACUGAGAAGAAAAAUUAGCAGUUUCUAAAUAUUUUUCACUUGCCAUUUCAAAAGGAAAAGCCGCAUCAUGACACAAUCUUAGUGGAAAAAUCUCUUAAUCCAAGAACAAGCAGUAUUUUUUGUUCAUUUUUAGGCUCUGCGCAAAAAACCUGCGCAAAGAAUUAGUUUUAUAACCUUGAAAAUCUGUUAAAAGCCACUAAAAAUUCGUUUUUAUUUACUUUCUCUCAACUUGGAAGUGAACAAAAAAUAGAAAUUGGAUGGUUAAUAGUAUAAAGUGAACGAUAAACAAAGACUGAUCGAUUUGUGUAAAAAAAAUAUGAAGAAUUUGAAAAAAUCAACUUUUUAAGGUUAAGAAUUGCUUCGCGAACGUAAGAGCAGAAAAGGACACAGAUAUAUUUGUGUCUUUUACCGACCAAUGGUUAAGUAGUCUGAAAAAAAAUAAUCCGAAGAUUUAUUGUUUUAUUUAAAUUGUAGUUCUACAAAACUACUUUUCACAAAAUUAUUACAUUCGUAUUUUUUAAAAUAUACAAAAAUUGUGUGCAAAAUUAAGUGCAAAAAUUGUGAAUCUGCAUUAAAAAUGAAAAUGGUACUUUAACGACAAUCGGUAAAGUAGAUUUUCUUUAAACAGAAAACAUUUUUGUAGAAUAAAAACUGAAUUAUACAAAACGGAAAAAAUGUUGUUAAUGACAAAUUUUACCAACUGUUUGAAUUUUACGAAUUUCUAUUAUUUUUCAAAGGCUAGACAAUAAUUAUUCGAAAAAUAAAUUUGUUGUAAAUUUUCAGUAAAUUUUUGUCUUAUAGAGCAUGGCCUUAAAACUUCUCGUAAAAAAUUAAAAAAUAUAAAUUCAAAUAAAUAUAAAUAAAUAUAUUUAUCUACUUUAAAAUUUUUAACGCCAAAACUCGUGUAGAAAAAUUUCUUGGCGCUAGCUAGCAGUGCUAGAUACAUGGUAAAUUUACAUGCAGUCUAGCGCUGCUAGCUAGCGCCACGAAAUUUUUCUACACGGGAUAAUUUAAAACUAAAAAUUGUCUCUCAAAAAUAUUUUUUUUUUUUAUAAAAACAAAUUUUCGAAAAAUUCAAAGUUGUAAAAACAGUC
Messenger RNA from Leptopilina heterotoma, 3293 nucleotides. Its product is annotated as ATP-binding cassette sub-family G member 4-like. Gene Ontology annotation, cellular component: plasma membrane. The transcript has 3 exons. NCBI's taxonomy places the organism in Eukaryota, Metazoa, Arthropoda, Insecta, Hymenoptera, Figitidae. Gene Ontology annotation, molecular function: ATP hydrolysis activity; ABC-type transporter activity; ATP binding. The coding region runs from base 428 to 2227 and encodes 599 amino acids. The record is from RefSeq and is a predicted model, not a curated record.